Molecule: messenger RNA, 2849 nt
Organism: Drosophila teissieri
Lineage: Eukaryota; Metazoa; Arthropoda; Insecta; Diptera; Drosophilidae
Exons: 7
Coding region: 336-2072 (578 amino acids)
Source: RefSeq, a predicted model, not a curated record
GCCACACUAUUGCCCACUCAUUCACUGCAGGCUGCAAAAAUUAUAGAACAAAUUAAAAACGCAAUAACAGAAUCACCGCAGCAAAUUCUACACAAUCACGGAGUCCAGUGCUCCGGAACCCAAACGAAAGCAAUUAACCGUGUUCAACGUAGAGAAUAGGUCGUGAAAGUGGGUGUAUCCGUCGGCGAAAAGUGAGAUACCCCUUUGUGUUUGUUUUUUGUUCGUUAUAAUUUUGUUUGUCGCUCGGAUUGGAUUGCGAUUUAAUGGUAAGGGAGGGGACUCGCUGCAGGGGUGCUCCCAAGUGAUUUUCCAUAACCAGCGCUGAGUGGACGGAAAUGGCAAUCGGCUUGGCGAAUAUGUCGCCAGCAGCGUCGUCGCUGGUUUUUUUCGCUCUGCUGCAGACAGUUACCUGUUACACCGUCAUCAUCACCGCUCCAGAGCAGGCCCUCAUCGGAUCCACCAUCAAUGUGUCCGCCCAGCUCUUUGAUGGCGACAGACCGGCUGCCGAGGGCAGGCCCUUCAGGUUCACCUGGUCCGACAGUGCUGGCCAUCGGAAGGCUAUUGAAACGAACAGCGCUACCAGCAAUUGGUCUGUGGUGUACACGCAGGAGCAGCCGGCCACGCAUGUCAUCAAGGUAGAAGUGGAGAAGUUCGUCACCUUUUUCUGGGUGACAGAGGCCAAGGCCUCGAUUGGAAUCAAGCUGGACAGCUUGCUGGGCGGCCGGUUGGAGCUGAUUCAGAACAAUGUGAUACGACCCCAUGAGUUUGUGUCCACCCAGGAGGCGGUGAAUCACAGCGUAUCGCUUUCCGAUGCGGACCUACUUUUUCUGCGGUCGAAGGGCUAUCGCAUUCUGACCUAUUGGUUUCAGAACUGCACAUAUCUCGGCAUGUCUAGUUCGUUGGACUAUCUGGCCACAUAUCCGAAAGCUGAGCAAUACUAUGAUAUGGAGGUAUUAGUGGUGGCUUCACUAGAAAUUCCGCCGGAGCCGACCCCCUCAACUACAACCACCACAACAACUACUACUACAACCACCACUACGACGACGACGACGACAACAACCACAUCUACAACUCCAGCAACUACAACAACGCGUGCCACAACAACCACUCCGAAAACAACAACGUCGUCCACAACUACAAAAGCCACAACUCCGAAGCCGCCGGCACGAUCCAAACGCGAUUUAGCCCAGAUCAUGCAUGCCAACGCUGCUCUUCUCGGCUUAAACUUAACCAGUGCGCUAAAGCAGCAGAAGGCUUCCGAUGAGACUGCUGGGAAUGUGCCCGUGGCUCUGGUCAAUCCGCUUGGAGUGCGAAGGCUGUCCAAGCUCACUUUCGUGCCCGGCCUUCAACCGCCAUUCGAUUGCGUAACCAAAAAAUUCGUGGCCCAGGAUCCCAAGCAGAUAUACGGCUACUUCCAGCAACGCGUUGUGUCUAAGGAUCCCAUAAGCGGUUUUGGCACCACGGGCAAGAAUUGGCUUCAACACUGGGAGGUGCUUCAGCUCAAUGUCAACUGCAAGGGAUCACCGCCGUUUGAGCUUUGCACUCAAGUCUUCACUGCUCCUUACAACUCCACGGGCAAUGAGACCUGCGACCAGUAUGAACCAAUAGAAAACUGCUCAUAUGAAUACAUGCGUUACUUCAGUGAAAGCAAGACUAUUCUGUUCUUCAUACGCAAUGGAGUCUCCCAGACACUCAAUCAGGUCACCAUAAACAUGUAUGAAGCUCAGCGUCAAUCUCAGCUUUCAGUCGUGGUUGUGCCCGUUAGCUGCACUUUGGUAGCGGUAAUUCUGGUUGUUUUCGGCGUGGCCUAUUAUAUUCAACGGGGAAAUCGCUUCAAUGUUGAAGUGGCCGAUUUCAACUUCGGCGACACGCAGUCGGUGGACAUGGAGUACAAGACAUUCCCGCAGCGCCUAAUCGACAGCAUCCGCGAUGCCUGCACGUGGCCGGGGCAACGGCGUCACUCGCAGUCCAGCGUAGAUCUCAUGGCGGACCAGGAGCAGCCGCCGAGUCCGAGCUUUGCAGGCAAUGUGGGCGAUGUAGAUAGCAACUUGCGCUACAACACUUUCAACUAGGGAUUCGGUUAGAAAGCAGUUACCUAUGCAAAAUAUUCAUAUAAUUUAAUUUCGGCGCCUAAGUUCUGAAGACCCACUACCAUGUCUCGUCAAAUUUGGUCAAAACAAUUGCAAUUGUAUAGUCUUGAACCUAAAUUUCGGUUUGAGGUCCAUGGCAGUUUUCACUAAACUUGAUCGGACUGGCAGGCGGGAUCAGGUGUGAUAGUUAUUAUUUGUUAUUAUUUCUAUGUGCACUCUAUGUGCUUAGUCAUUUUCUUGUUGUACACCAGCACCUUGGGAACGCCCUGCUCCCAACAUGUACAUGUACAGGGAUGAUAGAAUCUUUUUUACGUUUCCAAAUACUUUAUAUUCCCUUAUGUUACCAUUGCAAUCAUCUUCUUUAAACAUUACGCACACACUUGCUCAUCAAUGGCCAAAAUGUGGAGUAACAAGCAUCUAUUGCGCCGCAAUAUCGGUGGUGCAGCCAAGUUGGGGGACUCAAUUGCAGAUCCCUUUGGAUAUUGAUUAAGACUGUCUUUGUUCUAAAAGCAAAAAUAAAUUUGGUUAAAUUAAAACAUAGCUUAUGCGUGGCGACUUGUUCGUUAAGCGUUAGAUGCUAGCAUAAGUCAACUUCAUUGUAUUCCUUGUAUCGUGAUCGAAUUCUUUGACAAAGACAAGCCCAUCCCACACUUAACACGCGCGACACAAAUAUUCAUUGUGAUAGAAAUAGAACAAACAGUAUGUACGUUUACUAAAACGAAAAGUUUAAAGAAAACCAUUAUACUUAUAAAGCUAAAA